AUGGAGUUUCUGAGCGAGAAGUUUGCCCUCAAGAGCCCACCGAGUAAAAACAGUGAUUUUUACAUGGGCGCAGGAGGCGCGUUGGAGCACGUUAUGGAGACGCUGGACAAUGAGUCCUUUUACAGCAAAGCGUCGGCGGGCAAAUGCGUGCAGGCCUUUGGGCCCCUGCCCCGCGCCGAGCAUCACGUGCGCCUCGACAGGACCUCGCCCAGUCUGGACAGCAGCGUGAACUAUGGGAUCACUAAAGUAGAAGGACAGCCUCUUCACACUGAACUCAACAGAGCCAUGGACAACUGCGCCAGUCUCCGGUUGUCUCCUGUGAAAGGGAUUCCAGAGAAGGGAGAACUGGACGAACUCGGGGAUAAGUGUGACAGCAACGUAUCCAGCAGCAAGAAGCGGAGACACCGAACCACCUUCACCAGCCUGCAGCUGGAGGAGCUGGAAAAGGUCUUUCAGAAGACCCACUACCCGGAUGUGUAUGUCAGAGAGCAGCUUGCUCUGAGGACAGAGCUGACUGAGGCCAGGGUCCAGGUUUGGUUUCAAAAUCGAAGGGCCAAGUGGAGAAAAAGAGAACGUUACGGCCAGAUCCAACAAGCUAAGAGCCAUUUUGCUGCCACCUAUGACAUAUCAGUUUUGCCAAGAACUGACAGCUAUCCACAGAUUCAGAACAAUUUGUGGGCAGGAAAUGCAAGUGGUGGUUCUGUGGUUACUUCAUGCAUGUUACCACGUGACACUUCCUCGUGUAUGACACCUUACUCUCACUCGCCUCGGACAGAUUCCAGUUACACAGGGUUUUCAAACCACCAGAACCAGUUCAGCCACAUGCCCCUCAACAAUUUUUUCACUGACUCUCUUCUUACCGGGGCUACCAAUGGACAUGCAUUUGAAACAAAGCCAGAGUUUGAAAGGAGGUCCUCCAGUAUCGCAGUUCUUCGAAUGAAGGCCAAGGAGCACACCGCCAAUAUUUCAUGGGCCAUGUAA
Molecule: messenger RNA, 981 nt
Organism: Rangifer tarandus platyrhynchus (Svalbard reindeer)
Lineage: Eukaryota; Metazoa; Chordata; Mammalia; Artiodactyla; Cervidae
Source: the annotation of a GenBank genome assembly